GUUCUUCUUCAGAAGAUAUAACACUCUCGCUGUUUUACCUUGAAGGAUUCUAUGAGGAACUUUCAAGGAAAUUAAAUUAUUGGUCUGUUUGAUGUUUGUUUAUCUUAAUCGUGACGCAAAAGCUUAAGUGGCGCAAGGGGGGAGGAUUAGUCAUUGACAUGUGUCCAAUGCUGAUGAGGAGGCUGUCUUAUCAGACAAAUCACAGACUAGAUGAGAGGACAGAGGAGCCAUGGAGGGAACUGCACCAGAAAAGGGCAACAGCACACUCAGCUGAAAUAGUCAGUCAUAUACGUUUCUUAGAGUUCGUUUCCAGUUGAAUUGGUCUCUCAUGCGUCCAGUUAAGUGACAUAAAUGGCGACUACACCACCAGUGUCAGAGCUGAGGGUUGUUCUGCUGGGGAACAGCUGGUCCGAGAGGAGUUCAGUGGGGAACUUCAUACUGGGAGCACAUGUGUUCAACACUAAGGAAGAACCAGUCUUUCUGAAAGUUAGUGGACGAUUUCAAGAGAAAAAAAUUGUUGUCAUCAAUACUCCAGAUCUGCUGCUUCCAAACAUCUCUGAAGACAAACUAAGAAAACAUGUAAAAAACUGUGUGAAACACUCUGAUCCUGGCCCUCAUGUGUUCCUACUGGUUCUACAGCCUGAAGACUUCACUGAGGAACAAAAACAGAAACUCUGCCGAGUCCUGAAACUCUUCAGUGAUCGGUCAUUUGAUCAUUCACUGGUGCGGAUAUCAACACCCAGAAAGGAGAGUUCAGGUUUCAUGUCCAAAUAUGCACACAAUCUACCCUUAAAAGACAUGGUCAGAAAAUGUAGAUACAGAUACAUGAGGCAGAAGAGCCUUGAAUUUUCAGAGCUGUUAACAUACUUGGAUCAAAUUGUAAGUAACAAUGGAGGACAUUUGAGGUGUGAUUCAUUUAAAGCCGCAAAGGUUGCUUUGCAUGGUGGUCAUUGGAGUCUGAAAAAACAGGAAACGUCUAUUGCUGACUUAGACUCGGUAAAACCUCCUGUCACAUGGCUCACACCAAACACAUCACACAACCCAUCAGCAGUGGAAAGCACAAAGAAACAAACAUCUGGACUCAGGAUUGUGAUGUUGGGGAAAAGUGAAGAUUCAAAGACAACACUCGGCAACUUCCUCCUUGGUAGCCAAGACUUUGAUUUCCAAAAACAUACCUCACUUAACCAUGGUGUGGCCAUCUGUGGAGAGUGGAAUGGACAUUUUCUAACAGUAGUGAAAACUCCAGACAUCUUCAGUCUGCAUGUGGAAGCAGUCAGAGAAGAGAUGAAAAGGUUCAUCAAUUUUUGCCUCCCUGGACCAAAUGUCUUGCUGCUGUUAGUACAUCCUUCUGAGUUCACUGAGGAGAACAGACAAACACUGGAGUUCAUCGCGAGUUUGUUUAGUCAAGAUGCCUUUCAACACUCAAUGGUCAUUACGACACAUGAGGGGAAUGAAACAAGUUUCAUUGUAAAUCAGCUUCUUAAAGGCUGUGGUGACAGACACUGCAGCAUGUUAACAAUUAACCGCACAUUGUUAAUGGAGAAGAUUGAGAGCAUUGUGCAUGAAAACAAAGGAACCUUCCUCACCUUCACUGAAGAGACCAUCAGACCAGCUUUAAACCUGGUUCUGUGUGGGCGGAGAGGAGCAGGGAAGACUUCAGCAGCCAAGGCCAUUUUAGGACAGACAGAGCUUCAUUCAGUCUCCAACUCAUCAGAGUGUGUUAAACAUCAGGGAGAGGUGUGUGGACGUCGGGUUUCCCUGGUGGAGCUGCCUGCCUUGUAUGGAGAAGGUCAGGAGGUAGUGAUGAAAGAAUCAUUAAGGUGUAUCUCCCUCUGUGAUCCUGAGGGCGCACAUGCCUUCAUCCUGGUCCUACCUGUGGGCCCCCUCACUGAUGAAGACAAGGGAGAGUUGGAGACCAUCCAGAACACUUUCAGUUCUCCAGUCAAUGACUUUAUCGUGAUUCUGUUCACUGUGGAGUCAGAUCCUAAAGCUCCAGAUGUUGUAACGUUUCCAAAGGAAAACAAGGACAUCCAGGAGAUCCGUCAGAGCUGGGGAAGAAGAUGUGUUGUUCUCAACAUUAAGGACAAGCAGCAGAUUGCAGAGAUGUUGGAUGGUGUGGACAUACCAUACGGCUAUACAACUGAAACAUUUGCACAUGCCCAAAUAGAAAAAAUCAUGCAACAAGAGAAACGUAUCAACCUGCAACAAGCUGAACUUCAGACGCUGAAAAAGAGCAACAUCACAUGUGAUGAUGAGAAGCAGAACCCAGAGUGUCUCAGGAUUGUGCUGAUAGGGAAGACCGGCUGUGGAAAGAGUUCUACAGGUAACACCAUUCUAGGAAGAGAUGAGUUUAAAGCUGCAUCAAGCCAAACAUCAGUCACCCAACGCUGUCAGAAAGCAGAGACCAAAGUGAACGGUCGUUCUGUCGCUGUGGUCGACACUCCUGGUCUGUUUGACACAACUUUGUCCCAUGAAGAGGUUAAUGAGGAGAUGGUGAAAUGCAUCAGUCUUCUGGCUCCAGGACCUCAUGUCUUCCUGGUGGUGUUAGAAAUUGGCAGAUUUACACCAGAGGAAAAGGAAACAUUGCAACGUAUCGAGAAAGGCUUUGGCAAGAAUGCUAAAAAGUUCACCAUCAUUCUUCUAACUAGAGGAGAUUCCCUUGAACAUGACAACAUGUCCAUUGAUGAGUACAUUGCAAAAGGAUGUGUUUACUUUCAGAAACUAAUCACUGACUGUGGAAGAAGAUACCAUGUGUUCAAUAACUAUGAUGAGCAAAACCAGACACAAGUCAGUGAGCUAAUAAACAAGAUUGACACCAUGGUGAAGGAAAAUGGAGGCAGCUGCUACAGCAAUGAGAUGCUGCAAGAGGCCGAAGCAGCUAUAAAAUUAGAAGUGGAGAAGAUCCUGAAGGAGAAGGAAGAAGAGAUGCAGAGAGAGAGGGAAGAACUGUUUAGAAAAUAUGAAGAAGAAAAGGAAGCAAUGAAAAAAAGAAUGGAAGAACAGAGAGCAGAAAUGGAACAGGAGAGAAUACUGAGAGAAAAACAAUAUGAGGAAUACAUCAACAAGGAGCUUGAAGAAAGAAAGAAAGAACAAAGAAAGAGAGAUGAAGAAGACCAGGCAAAGAACAUACAGGAAGGAUUAAAGCGACAGGACUGGGAAAGAAAACUUAAAAUCAUGGAGGAUAACCUAAAACAAGAAUUAAAAUCAAAGGAAACCACUGACAGUAAGCUGAUGCUGGAAACAGAAGAGAUGAGGGAAGAACAAGAGGCUUGUGAAAGGGAAUGGAAAGAGUGGUGGGAGACAAGAGAUCAGGACUUUAAACGGAAGCUACAGGAAGGAUGUGCAAUAACUGAGCAGGAAAAAGAAAAAUACGAAAACAACAGAAAAGAAGAAGAUAGAAUUAGAAGAGAACAGGAGGAAAAAGAGCAAAUGAAAUUGCAGGAAAACUAUGAGAAAAGGCUGGCGCGUAUAAAGGAGGAAUUUGAAGAAGAAGCCAGAAAGAGAGCGGAGGAAUUCAAUAAAUUCGGAGAGAAAUGCAUGAAGGAGUUGAAAGAGCACGAGGAACAAAUGAAAGCCAAAAAUGAACAAUAUGACUUUUUACAAGCACUUUCAGCUCAGAGAGAGGAACGGAUGAAGAAGAAACAUCAAGAAGAAAUCUAUAACUUAGUGAAGUGUUUCACCAAAAAAAGAGAAAAUGUUAAAAGAAUCAGUGACUUGCUGAAAAAACAAGAACAAGAAAUGAGGGGGGUGAUAGAUCUGAAUGAUAAGGAAAACCUGCAGAAAACACAUGAAAAACAAAUAAGUGACUUGAUACAGGAACUCCUGAGAGGAAUAGAUCAACGACGUUGGUGUCCACUCUUAUGAGACGUUUUAUGUGUAGCCACGCUAGUGGCUUGGCUCUAGGGUUGGGAUCUGUCCAUCUGCCAUCUGUCCAGACUGAAACACCUAAACAACUUUUGGGAGAGUGCCAAUAAAUAUUGCCGUUUGGUUUCACACGGACACUAACAGCAGUCUGUUGGUUUGACGCAUCCAUCCACCCCAUCUUCCUUCCUACCUGCUACCUUGGAUUAGAAAAUGAAAAACAUUUGUGAAUGUCAGAAACUAAUGUAAUCCAAAACGUAAUUGAGAAUGCAAUUUAGCUGUAUGGAAAUGCAAUUUUUAGGGGACAUCGCUGGACUUUGCUGAUCCUCUGACUUUUCAUCUAGAGCCAUCAUCAGGUCACCAUUUAAGUGUGUCCAAUACUGUGGCCGAACUCUAGCAGGGGGUGGCAGUAGCUCAGUCCGUAGGGAGUUGGGUUGGGAACCGGAGGGUACGGACCAAAGUAUGGACUGUGGAUCGGUAGCUGGAGAGAUGCCACUUCACCUCCUAGACACUCCUAGGUGCCCUUGAGCAAGGCACUGUACCCCCCAACCGCUCAGGGCACUGGCAGCACACUCACUCUGAUAUCUCUCCAUUUAUGCAUUAACUGGUCCUGAGCAUGUGUGUGUAUUUCAGGCCUGUGUGUAGUGAUUACUAACAAAUAAAGUAAAUUGUAAAUUGUCCAAUGCUUUAGUUUGUGAACACAGUCUAUUUUCUUUUUAAGUCAGUUACAAUAACAUUAUGAUGGAAGUGAAUGUUUGCUUUCUUGAUUAGUCUCAGUACCUUUGUUUUCUUUUGAUUUGAUCUACUUAAUAUCUUCACAUAAAGCUUGUCAAGAAAUCAUGUAAUCU
Etheostoma spectabile (orangethroat darter) is the source of this 4709-nucleotide messenger RNA. Its product is annotated as GTPase IMAP family member 8. The coding region runs from base 352 to 3864 and encodes 1170 amino acids. The transcript is spliced from 7 exons. NCBI's taxonomy places the organism in Eukaryota, Metazoa, Chordata, Actinopteri, Perciformes, Percidae. The record is from RefSeq and is a predicted model, not a curated record. Gene Ontology annotation, molecular function: GTP binding.